AAGGCACAGCAGAAGAGGCCUCCCCUGCUCCGCGUCCCCCAGCUGCGCCAGCGGUAACCCCACCCAACCCCUCUGAGCUGUGACACAGCUGUCCUCCUCUCCCCACCCCCUUCCCUUCCCUCCACAGGAAUCCGCCGCCACAAUCCCCUCCGCAUUGCCGGAUUGCGCCGAGCACCAUCCUCCCUUCUUCUCCCGCUCUGGUUCGGUGGUGGUAUGGUGGGAUGAUGACCACGGCGGCGGUGCUGUUGUCUCUCCUCUGCUGCCUCGCCGCCACCGGCCGCGGCGAGGCGGUGUCCGUGGCGGGCGAGGGCGAGGCGGCGGAGCUGGCGGCGGUGUCGGUGGACCCGUCGUGGCGGUUCCCGAACCAGCGGCUGCGGGACGCGUACGUCGCGCUGCAGACGUGGAAGCAGCAGGCCAUCUUCUCCGACCCCAGGGGCUUCACCGCCGACUGGGUGGGGCCAGGGGUCUGCAGCUACACCGGUGUCUACUGCGCGCCGCUGCCGCGCGGGGUGCCGGGCGCCGGGGACCUCUCCGUCGCGGGGCUCGACCUCAACCACGCCGACAUCGCGGGCUACCUCCCGUCGGAGCUCGGCCUCCUCGCCGACCUCUCGCUGCUCCACCUCAACUCCAACCGCUUCUGCGGCCUUGUUCCCGACACGCUCCGCCGCCUCCGCCUCCUCGUCGAGCUCGACCUCAGCAACAACCGCCUCGUCGGUGCCUUCCCGGCCGUCGUUCUCGACCUCCCGUCGCUCAAGUUCCUCGACCUCCGCUUCAACGACUUCGAGGGCGCUAUCCCGCCCGCGCUCUUCGACCGCCCGCUCGACGCCAUCUUCCUCAACCACAACCGCCUCCGGUCGCCCCUCCCGGAAAACUUCGGCAACUCGCCGGCGUCCGUCAUCGUGCUCGCCGACAACAGCUUCGGCGGGUGCCUCCCGGCCAGCCUCGGCAACAUGUCGGCCACGCUCAACGAGAUCCUCCUCAUCAACAACGGCCUCGACUCCUGCGUCCCGCCCGAGGUCGGCCUGCUCCGGGAGGUGACCGUCUUCGACGUCAGCUUCAACGCGCUCGUCGGCCCGCUGCCGCAGCAGGUGGCCGGGAUGCGCAAGGUGGAGCAGCUGGACGUCGCGCACAACCGCCUGUCGGGCGCCGUCCCGGAGGCCAUCUGCGCGCUCCCGCGCCUCAAGAACCUCACCAUCUCCUACAACUUCUUCACCGGCGAGCCGCCGUCCUGCGCGCGCGUCGUGCCUACGCCCGACGGCGACAGGAGGAACUGCCUGCCCAACCGCCCCGCGCAGCGCACGCCGCAGCAGUGCGCCGCGUUCUACUCGCAGCCGCCCGUCGACUGCGCCGCGUUCCAGUGCAAGCCGUUCGUCCCUGUUCCGCCGCCACCACCAUCAUAUCCCGGCCCGCUGCCGCCAGUAUACCCCAUGCCAUACGCGUCGCCGCCGCCACCUGCGCAUUACCGAUGAUCUGGUUCGCUGAUGGGGUGGAGAAAGAAGCACUAUCACUUUCACCUUAAUUCUCUGCCGCCGCCGCCCGCCGCUGCGCUGGAUGGAGACAGACAGCAAAGUUCACUACCGUGUCACAAUUGUACGUGGUCAGUCAUUGUUGUGCUUAGAUUAGCAGUGUUCUUGAUUGAUGAUAGCUACCGGCAUAUAGAAGAUUAUUAUCAUUAUUAUUAUAAGGUGCAUAUAUCGCUCUUGAAUUGCUUUUGCAUUGGUCGGGUCGGUCUCUGUUUUUCGCGUCGAUCGGGGGGUUUGCGUCAUGGCGAUGGUGAAAAGGAUUGAUUGAAGGUGGUGGUGGUGCUGGAGAGGGAACAAUUUGUUUGAGCUUGGAUUGAUUGCUAAUUGGGUUGUGAAUAAUAAACUGCUGCUUGAGAGAGACAGGUUAUGACGAGGAUGAGGAGGAUUGGUUGGUGACUUGCCGCGCGCACCUGGGACUGGGACUGGGAUGUAUAGAGGGAAUUUGAGCUUGAGUUCUUCAGUUAAGCUGCUGCUUUCAGAUGAGAGUCCAGAGAUAAGUUUUCAGACCAAGGAAUGUACCCUACUUAACUAUUCUUUUUUUUUUUGUCACAGCUACUUACUGUUAAUCGAUUGUUAUGAUAUACUAUCUGUGUCGGAGUCUUGGAA
This is a messenger RNA of Sorghum bicolor (sorghum), 2129 nucleotides long. Its product is annotated as leucine-rich repeat extensin-like protein 4. The transcript has a single exon. Bases 222 to 1469 code for a protein of 415 amino acids. NCBI's taxonomy places the organism in Eukaryota, Viridiplantae, Streptophyta, Magnoliopsida, Poales, Poaceae. The record is from RefSeq and is a predicted model, not a curated record. Gene Ontology annotation, molecular function: protein binding.